UACCACGUGACUCCCAAAGGAGGAGGGGGGUGGUUCUGGGAGGGCAUGUGAUGAUGCGGAGAAUAACCUUCAACCCUCUCGCUUUUACUAUCAUGGUUUCAUUGAGGAAUCAUGGAUUUUCGCAUCGAUGCCCUCGCUACGGCCAACGAUUGGGUCCAAGGCUCGCCGACGCGACCGUAUACCGGCAUCGUCAGCCUGUACAUGGCCGAUCAGCUCUCCGCUGAGACGGCUGCACGGGAAAUCGUCAGCGUGAUCAACGAGAUGUAUUAUGGCGGAGACAGCGGGCUAGUCGAGGAGGGCCUUAUCGAUCUGUGGCGAACAAUCGCGCACACUUCUAAGACGCUGGAGCGAUCGAUAUGUAUCCGACAGCCAUAUCGGACUGAACAAGAGCCAUCGAUUGACGGCGAUUCACCGACAACGCCGACCGCUACGCAGCCCGCGACACAAUCAGACCGGUCAUACUACUCACCCACCCCAGCGCAACGUAAACUCCUCACCCUUCUCAAAGCCAUCAGAACCUUUCCCCCGACCGACCCCAUGCCCGGCACAAUGGCCGGAACCAGCCAUCAACACCACCCCUCCUUAUCGCCCUACCUCGGUGCCACUGUCUUCUCCUCGUCGUCAUCAUACUAUGGGUCAUCCUUGAGUAGCAACCACAGUGAUUGGGGUGGCAUGCUCGCUGAUGACGCGGAAACGCGAAUCAAGUGUAAGAGAGGUGUUUGCUGGGCCGCUCUGCCAUUUUUCCGUGAGGUCAUUGCAGAGAUAUUCCAGGAGGAUGCUCCGGGAGAUUGGUUUCGUCGACCACCGCAAUCGCGGCACAGCGCACCUGCCCCUGCACCUGCUAGUACGGAGUCACGGUCGAUAACACCACUUUCUACUGCAAAGUGGCCUGAAGCACCGACAGGCGCGGAGCCCUCAUCUCAUUUCUAUUCCGCUCACAAUCCUAUUCCUGAUCAGCUCAAGGUCGCCCCGCCAAAAGUUGGCUUCGAGCAUUCUGAAAGUGAGGCCUGGCUCAACCUCACCUCAUUUCUGGCAUUCAUGAGCAAAGAAUCCAUCCUAGAUACUCUUGACGACGUCGGCCUCGUCAUGAUGGGAUCUGUGUUGGGCAGUGAGGGAAUGGCUCUCUCUGCUCCUGCUUCUGGGAUCGGCAGCCAUUCCCACGGCCAGGGUGGUGAUUAUUCCCUUUAUCCUCAGAGUCAACCUGAGAGCUUCACUGGCUGCAUCGUCACCAAACCGUGUCUUGACCUUUACAUCUCGGCCGCAGCCAUCUGGGCCGUGAUCACAGGCGAUGAUAUCUGGAAUCGCAGGGGUGAGGCCGCAGGAAACGAGUUUGUGGUGGGACUGUCAUUGGACGAUGAUGACAGAGACGGUGACUCAACCAUGCUAAGGAGGACUGCCUCCAUGUCGCUGCGGAGUAACAGCACAACAGGCGCCACUUCGACCAUGUCUGGUGGCCCGUCAGGCCUGGCACCCACCACUCCCGCAAGCAAAGAAGCCAGGGCUAUCCGUAAAGCUAAGGCCGACGAGCGGACCCCGCGAGGAGACGGCAAGGAUGCUAUCUCCCGCCGGACGUGGGACGCGUGGAUCGUCCGCCUUCGGGCGGCCACCUGUCAUGAGGGUCUGACAGCGUCGACUAGGUCAAUCGCUGCAGAGGCGGCGGACGUGAUGUUGAGAGCUUGCACGUCGUUGGAUACAUAAUGUCACGUAAUACUAAAGGCUCACCGAGCGGGAGGGCACCCUACUCGUCACUCACAUGGGUA
Molecule: messenger RNA, 1760 nt
Organism: Aspergillus brunneoviolaceus CBS 621.78
Lineage: Eukaryota; Fungi; Ascomycota; Eurotiomycetes; Eurotiales; Aspergillaceae
Exons: 2
Coding region: 112-1698 (528 amino acids)
Source: RefSeq, a predicted model, not a curated record